This is a messenger RNA of Neodiprion fabricii, 3806 nucleotides long. RefSeq lists its product as uncharacterized. The coding region runs from base 170 to 3631 and encodes 1153 amino acids. Gene Ontology annotation, molecular function: zinc ion binding. Lineage: Eukaryota; Metazoa; Arthropoda; Insecta; Hymenoptera; Diprionidae. Gene Ontology annotation, cellular component: nucleus. The transcript is spliced from 2 exons. The record is from RefSeq and is a predicted model, not a curated record.
AAAUAGGCGCCCGAGUCUCCGCCAUACUCCAUAGCGGUAUAUCGUAUCUCGCUCGUGACGACUACGCGACGCUUACCGACGCUCGGCGUCGUUUUUAUUGAUGAAUUUCUGUAAAUAACGUUCGAAAAUAGUGUAAUUACAACCGGGCACGCAGUUUCGGGAGUGGAAAAUGGAGAACAGACCGGCACCGCUUAGAUCUAGGCGGGUAUGUCGAUUCUGCCUGACAGAGUCCGAGCCACUUAGCUUCAUCUACGAAAAGGACCACAGCAAGCCGUUCCAGGUGCCGCUUACCCUGCAAAUCAUGUCGUGCGUCGCUAUCGAGGUGUACGCUGCGGAUGGAAUGCCUCAGAUGAUAUGCAGUGUUUGUCGCUGGAAUCUUGAUCGUUCUUACAAAUUCAAAAUCCAGUGUAAGAAGGCUGAUGAGGCGUUGAGAGCUUAUCCCGUGUCAGGAGUAUUGCCUCGACCAUUUCCGGCUUUACCAAGUUACCCGCCGGACGUUGGUAACAACAAAACACCUGAUCAACGAUCCCAGAAUGACCAGUCGAAGAAACCUAGAUUGGAGGAAGGUGAGAGGGAAAGACGAGAACGGGAAAGGGAUUGGCAGUCCGACAAGCAAUCUGAUAACAUGGACCAUCACGACAUGUACGAUGAGCAGGAUGGAGGUAGCGAUGGAGGAAAUGAGAGUCCGAACGAGAAAGAUGGUAGGAAACUAGAACCGGGAGAGAUAAGAGUUCACGCUUGCGAUCAGUGCGACAGAACAUUCCCUCUGAGACAAGCUCUUCAGCUUCAUAUUCAGAGAGCUCACAGAGACCGGAACUACAAGUGUACCGAAUGCGACAAGCUCUUCUUUACAAAAUACGAUCUGUCCAAGCACGCGACCACUCAUUCGGAAGUAAAACCGUUCACAUGUCAGAUCUGUCAUAAACAGUUUGCCAGAAUCAGUCUACUGCAACGUCACGAAAAGAUCCACAGAGACGAGCUGAGAUAUGGCUGCCAGCAUUGCGACCGAGAAUUUUUCAACACCGACGAUCUUGAAAAACACGAGGCAACGGUACACAAAUCUGUAAAGCCUUACCAGUGUAACAUUUGUAACAAGAGAUUCACUUACAAACAAGGUCUGGAGCGUCACGAACUACUGCAUAGCGAUGACAAGAACUUUAUUUGCGAGUACUGCAAGGAGGCUUUCAGGUCCAGCACCAAAUUGGCUAAACAUCUGACAACUCAUGCUGGACAUAGGCCUUUCCUGUGCAAAUUGUGCCCGAGAUCCUUCCUGCUCUCUCAUCAUCUGACGAGACACAUGAGAACUCAUUCCGUUGAGAAACCUCACGCAUGCGAGGAGUGCGGCAAAGCCUUCAAACGCAAAGAAAGCUUGGAAGUGCAUCAGCUGACGCACGCCAAACGUGGCAUGGGGCUGACAUGUGAAAUAUGCCAGGAAUCGUGUAGAAAUAGAGCCGAUUACGUUACCCAUAUCAAACAGCACAUCGAGGCAGGUGAAAAGAUGGGUCCUGAUGGAUUAAGGCCAGAAAUUCGGAAAGAGAAAAUUGAUUCCGAGUCUGAGGAGGAAGAGGAAGAGGAGGAGGAUACUGACGGUGAUGAUGAUUACGAACCACCUGCAUCUGUCACGAAAAAGAUUCCAAAGCAUGAGCCGCCAGAGAGUGACGAAGAGAUGGAAAAGUCAGAUAGGAAAGAACAAGUUGUUUACGUGAGGAACAAGGAUGGAAAUUUAGUGAAGAAGACAAUUAAGACAUUGAUGCCCAUUCACAGAAGGGAAAUCCAGGAUGUUAAGGGUAGAUCCACUCCCAGUGGUUCACAGUCUGCUAAAAUUGUAUCAAGUAAAUCAGAAGUGAGAUCUGUCAGCUCGGACAGUGAAUCAACUCCGAAGCUUCGUACCCAGCAUCGAAUGGAUGACACCGAGGCUGAGGUACAAAAGAUAGUCGCAUCUGUUUUCAAAGAACACAAGAUACCCUUCAAACAUCAAAACAUUCCACAGGAACAGUCCAAAGAUUCACCAACGACUGCUAACCUCGGUCAAUCUCGCUCUCAGCAUGGGACACCAGCUUCAGCGUCCAAUCAGUUGUCAACGAGUAACGUAGCUGGUCCAACUCCAAAGGAAGAAGUCUCAAAAACAGAUGCCUUGUCCGCUACUCCAAAAUCUGUCAAUACCGUUAAAGUUAUAAAGCGAAUAGUUGUCAGAAAAGGUGGCGCCGAAGGAGCUCAGGCUCUUGCAUCAAGUAUCAAAGAAAGUGAAACUCCGACGAGCACACCAGGGAGCGCAACUAAAGUUACAAAGAGAGUCAUCGUGCGAAGAAUUAUCAGACAAGGGGAUACUACACGCGAAGUAAUUAUGAAUCCGGACGGAACAAUUCUUGACCCAGCAGAGCUUGCAAAAUUGCCGACAAGAAAUGUUGUUAAGCGAGUGGUUGUGAAGAAACCAAAGGACAAACUUGACAUUCAAGGACACACUUUGCUACAGGUUGCAGAAGACCUCCAACAAUCUGUGACGCUGAAAACCAGCACUUUGGAAUCUAAAUUGACAGAUCCGAAAUUUGAAUUGAAAACUUCUCAAUUGGCAACAAGCACUUCUCAAGGUGACGUGAAGCCGUCGAGUACCCAACUAAAAUCAUCCGAUGGUAAAACAGUGCUAAAAGGAUCAGAUAUGCCAGUAACAUCGACAGACGAAAAUGAAGAGAAUCCAGAAAGUACGAAAGUGAAAUUGGAGAAGCUUGAGAAACGUGUGGAACAGCAAAGAUUGAAAAUUGAAGAGUUGCAAGCACGUAAAAAUCAAGAAGUAGAGUCCGUCGAAGACAUGCUGCCCGAAAGACAAGACGAAUCUGAAGAGGAACAGCAACUGCCUCUAAAACGAGUCUUCGUUAAAAGAAAGCAAAGCGUUUUUGAUGAAGAGAAGGAGUAUGACAGUGAUGAAAAAGAUAUUGUCACUAUAAAAAAAGAAAAACUAUCACAAGACAGUGUCUCAACAUUAGAAAUGCCAAAGAGAGAUUAUAAGAAACCAAUCGUAACGAGCACUUCCAAGGUCUACGGUAACAAAAAGAUUAUUCUGGUGAAAACAGAGGAAUCGCAACAUGUUGACGACAAUUCGAUGAGCCGUGAAUUAAGCAGCAUUCUUGACUCUUCAGAGAAUGUGAUGAAAAUGCAAGAUAAUGUCUUGGGUAAUUUCAGUCAAAUAUCCGCACUCGAGGAAAAUAUAGAAUUAAAAUUGGAGGGCGACAAGUCGAUGGAAGAGGAUCCUACCGAUACCCAAGAAGCGGCGAAAACAGUUGAAGAUAAAACUCGAGAGUCAUUGUUAGAAGAUCUACAAGCUGGCGAUAAGAGUGAAGAUGAAAUAAUGCACACCCAAGACGAAACUGGGGAUAUGGUAGAAAUCCAAAUCAGUGAAAGUACCGUAGGUAACGAAGAGACUCAGCCAGAUUCUUCACUGUCUCUGGAUGGUCAGGAAGGUACCGAACCAGCAGAGGUCUUUGUUGGUUCAGAUUCUGGAUUGCAUCAUCCAAAAACAGAAGUUCCGGAGCUAGAGGAGUCUGUAAUCGAGUUAGCAGAUGAAACGAUCAAUUUGCACGAUUCAAAUGAAACACAGGAUAGCAUUGAGGAUAAGUUAUCACAACUCGAUAGUUAAGAAAAUAUUGACGUCUAAAGAUUUUGGAUUAAGGUUUGAAUUAAGAUUAUUAUUCUAGGAUGACAGAAGCCUCUGCAAAAUAUACAUUUAUUUAGAUAUAUAUAUAUAUAUAUAUAUAUACAUAUGUAUAUAUAUAUAAAGCAUUGGGAGGGCUGAAGAACAAACAUCAAGUUUU